This is a messenger RNA of Anopheles cruzii, 1908 nucleotides long. Its product is annotated as fatty-acid amide hydrolase 2-B-like. The coding region runs from base 1 to 1560 and encodes 519 amino acids. NCBI's taxonomy places the organism in Eukaryota, Metazoa, Arthropoda, Insecta, Diptera, Culicidae. The record is from RefSeq and is a predicted model, not a curated record. The transcript has 3 exons.
AUGGAGCUACUACUAAAGCUAGUGGCGCUAGUGAUGCGCCUGGUGAACCUGGUGCUCGGUGUAUUCCUGGCGUGGAUCGGAGGUCCGCCCCGGUCAGAACCGUUCCCGGUGAUCCGGGACGAGGUGCUGCGCAUUCCGGCCACCGAUCUGGCCGAGCAGAUUCGGAAACGCCAGCUGCGCUCGGUCAACGUGGUCCGGGCGUAUGUACUGCGCAUCCGCGAGGUGAACCCCCUGAUCAAUGCGGUGGUCGAGGAGCGGUUCGAGGCCGCCCUGGCCGAGGCGGCGGCUGCCGACGAACGGAUUGCAGCCUGCGGUGACGAUUCCGGGGCGCUUGAAGAGCUUGCCAAACGCCAACCGCUGCUCGGAGUGCCUAUGACGGUGAAGGAAAGCUGCUCGGUCCAGGGACUGUCGCUGGCCGGGGGCGUGGUGCGCCGGCAGAACAUAACGGCGACCGACGACGGCGAGGCCGUCCAUCUGCUGCGCGAAGCCGGUGCCAUCCCACUGCUCGUGUCCAACACACCCGAGUACUGUAUGGGCUUCGAGGCGUACAACAAUGUGACCGGCUGGACGCUGAACCCGUACGAUCCGCGGCGCAGUGCGGCCGGUUCGUCCGGCGGCGAGGGGGCCCUCCUCGGGUCCGGCGCCUCCGUUUGCGGUGUCGGAAGCGAUCUGGCCGGCUCGAUCCGUAUCCCGGCCCUGUUUUGCGGCGUUUUCGGUCACAAACCGUCGGCGGGAUUGGUGUCUAUCAAGGGGCAUAUGCCGGUAUGCGGCGACUCUCAUUUCGACCAGUACCUUGUUCUUGGACCAAUGUGCCGCUACGCCAAGGAUCUGCCACUCUUGCUGGAGGUGAUGAGUGGACCGAACGCCAGCAAACUGCGUCUAAGCGAACCGGUCGAUGUAGAGAAGCUGAAAGUAUACUACCCACAAAAGCUAGACCUGAACGUCAAUGCCGUUCCGAUUGCUCCCGAAAUUCGCGAAUCUCUCCGAAGCGCGGUGAAGUACUUCCAGAACAAGGGCAUCUACUCGGAGACGAUUAAUUUUCAGCACUUCUGCGAUAGCAUGCAGCUGGCCUCGACCGAGCUGCAGACGCUGCAGGACAUGCCCAGCGUAUUUUCCAGCGCCAAACCGAACCUGCUGUGGGAGUUGGUGAAGGUUAUGACACGUCAGUCGGAGCACACGUUCGCAGCCAUAUUUAUGUACUGUAUAACGGCUACUAAAGGUGCUGUUAACGAAGCGCAGCGCAAAAAGUACCUCCGUAUGUCUGCCGAGCUGAAGAAGGACAUGACGGAUAAACUAGGCACCGACGGUGUCUUUUUGAUGCCAUCCUUUCCGAGGCCCGCCUUGCGGCAUCACGAAUCAUUUGGCCAUGUCACUGGUUUCAUGUAUACGAUGAUCAUCAAUGCACUAGGACUUCCGGCUACGCAGGUGCCGCUAGGAUUCAACCGCGACGGACUGCCGGUCGGUAUCCAGGUUGUGGCAGGCCCGAACCAGGAUCGUCUCUGCAUGCGUGUGGCACAGGAACUGGAAAAGGCCUUCGGUGGAUGGCAGCCACCGAAGUAGGAGUCACGCAUUCACGUCGUAAAUAGCAUGUUUUUUGAAAACACUAAAGCGUUGAGAGAAGAAUGACAGAAUAGCAACGAAAGCAUUUAUGGACACGGACCGACCGACCGACCGUCAGCGACAUUUGAAAUCAUUUUUAUGCUUCCGACCGGAACACUUGAACUCUCUUAUGAUACAGACUGGGCUACGUCAGACUGGGCUACAGACAUUAUUUGCAUUGCGGACUUCGCCAAGGCAUUACUAUCGAGCUUUCUUGUGAAAUAUCGUCCCAGAUAAAUGACGAAAAUUUGUUUUUGCUAAAAUAUGUAUUUUGUAUAUCAAGUUAUGCGUAAUAAACAAAAGUAAGUA